Molecule: messenger RNA, 1160 nt
Organism: Impatiens glandulifera
Lineage: Eukaryota; Viridiplantae; Streptophyta; Magnoliopsida; Ericales; Balsaminaceae
Exons: 4
Coding region: 228-923 (231 amino acids)
Source: RefSeq, a predicted model, not a curated record
AUGCAGAAAAAAAAUAUUGGUGAACGACGACGCCUGCCGAUUAACGCGCGAAUCUUAGCGUUCUUCAUCUUCCCGCAAGGAAUUGCACUUAUCUUAACACCACUGUGUAAUCGUUCGUAUCCGAAUUCCAACGAUUGAGUAGUUAAGUAUCCUGCUGUUUAGAUUCCUUUGAUUAAUUUCCACAGAACGAUCGCCUUAUUGAUCAACCAAGGAACGAUCAAAUUGCAAUGUCGCGUGGGCGACGGCUCCUUCGAGUCCUUCCCACGGCUUUUCAAGCUUCAACUUUGUUGUGUUCAAUCCUUUUGACCUGCUUUUCAGGUUUAGUCUAUUCAGCAGAUGUAACACUAAAUUCCAUAGAGAUUUUUAGUAAACAUGAAUGGCUGCCAUCAAAACCGAAAGUUUACUUUCGGUGCAAUGGGGAGAAUAAGACUGUAUUACCAGAUGUAACCAAAGUCCUUGAACCUUACAUUUUCAAGGGUGAAGAAUCUUGGCAGCCUUUAACAGAAUUUCCGAAUAAGAAGUGCAAGAGGUGUGGACUGUAUGAGGAAGAUUUAAUUUCAGAUGAUGUAUUUGAUGAGUGGGAGCUUUGUCCAUCUGAUUUUAUAGACCAUGAUGGAAAAUAUACUCAUUUCAAGGACAAACAAUUUAACGCUACAUUCUUAUGCCCAGAUUGUGUGCCUCGUGGACAGGAUUUAAAUAACACAACCAUUCCGAGCAAUAAUAAGGAGGAGAGGAAAGGACUGCAUUGGGCUGUGGUGGCAACUAUAGUAAUAAUAGUUGCAAUUGUAUUCAUACUUGGACUGGUAGUUGCAUACAAAUACUGGCAGAAGAGAAAAAGAGAGCAAGAACAGGCCCGGUUCUUAAGACUUUUUGAAGAUGGAGAUGAUAUUGAAGAUGAACUGGAACUUGGCAAUUUCCAAUGAUUCGUCGUAGUUUCCUGCAUCUCUUUUGAAAAUGCGUUUAAGCCCCGGUUAAUACUGCUGAUAGAAAGAAACCAAGAUGGAAGUAAUCAUACAAAGUAAUUCUAUCACGUAGGUCAGAUAUACUACAGAAAUAUGGUGGUGGUUAUAAUGUGAAUGAUAAUCUUCUUUUUUUUGUAAUAUAAACACUUUGAGUUGAUUUUCUACCUUGAUAAAUUUAUUUUCAUAUAUUGAUUUUCU